AUGCCGCCCCGUCGGAUCGCAGGAGACUUUCAAGAUCGAACCUUCCGCGGUCCAAACCUUGUGGAUUUCUUCUUGACACAGGAGGAGAAGGUGAAGAUUGAAGACGUGGAGAAUUAUGAGGAGGUGCUGGCAGAAGUGGAGAAGCAGCUGCGAGCCCUUUGUGACCCAGACAAGGUGGCUGCGCAGCUGGGCCGUUUGAGUCAGGAGCAGUCGCCCUUGAAGAAGCCGACGCCCGAGGCCGAGAAAGAGGAGGAAUACCAGCUUCAGCUGGUGGAGUACGAGAUCAUUGAAGGUAAAGGCGGCAUCAAGUCUGGUGGCAAAAAGGUGAAGAAGUCGUCCUACCGUGUGGUGAAGGAUGAUUUUCCAUUGAUCUACCACUUGGACGUGGGCGCUAUGUACCCCAACAUCAUUUUGUCCAACCGCUUGCAGCCGAUGGCCAUCGUGACCCAGGAGUUUUGCAACUCCUGCAGUUACAAUGACCCUUCCAACAAUUGCCAGCGAGAGAUGGACUGGAAGUGGCGAGGGGAUCUCUACAUGGCCACAAGGGCCGACGUGAAAGCCAUCAUUAACGAGAUGGAAAGCGAGAAACGGCGAUACAACUCCAAGGACAAGGAGACUGGCGAGACCAAGCGAGUAAAGUGGAGCGAGCUGCAUCCGAAGGAACAGACUGAGGAGAUCACAAAGGCGGUGCGUCAAUUCUCGCAGAAAGCCUACAAGAGGCUGAAGAGCUCGGUCUAUGAGGACAUCCGAAUCUCACGCAAAGCACCGCAGCCAUGCAUGUGA
Molecule: messenger RNA, 783 nt
Organism: Durusdinium trenchii
Lineage: Eukaryota; Dinophyceae; Suessiales; Symbiodiniaceae
Source: the annotation of a GenBank genome assembly